Molecule: messenger RNA, 1215 nt
Organism: Monascus purpureus
Lineage: Eukaryota; Fungi; Ascomycota; Eurotiomycetes; Eurotiales; Aspergillaceae
Source: the annotation of a GenBank genome assembly
AUGGUGAAAAUCGAACAAUUUGCUGUUGAACAUUGGAUGGACGAGUAUGAAACCACGGUGGCGUACAACAUUGCAGAAACCUGCUGUGCAUCAAUAUCGAUUGAGGAUCUCAAGCAACUGUCUGAGGACAAGUCCUUCGACCCUCUUUCGCUUUCUACCAAGCUCACUUAUGGUCCCAUUCGCGGUUCGGAACAGCUACGAAGCACCUUAGCCCAUCUUUACUCUGUGAAAACCCCGUCGCCUCUCCCACAGGAUAAUGUUCUGAUAAGCCCGGGAGCAAUACAAGCGAAUUUCCUCCUUUUGUAUACGUUGAUUGCACCAGGAGACCAUGUUAUCUGCCACUAUCCUACGUACCAACAGCUCUACUCGGUUCCCGCAUCCCUGGGGGCCGAAGUGAGUCUGUGGAAGUCAAAGGAGGCCGAUGGAUGGAAGCUGGAUAUUGCUGAAUUGGAGUCUCUUAUCAAGCCCAAUACCAAGCUCAUCAUCUUGAACAAUCCUCAGAAUCCAACAGGCGCUAUAAUCCCUCGCAGGACACUCGAGGAGAUUGUUGAGAUUGCUCGGAAAUCAUCUAUCCUUGUUUUCGCAGAUGAGGUUUACCGGCCUCUUUUCCACUCCAUCAGUCCCAUGGACGAAGAUUUCCCGCCUUCCCUAUUAUCUCUCGGGUAUGAACGUACCGUGGUUACCGGAUCAAUGUCAAAAGCCUACAGCUUGGCAGGGAUCCGCGUUGGGUGGAUUGCUUCGCGUGAUAGGGAGGUCAUUGAAGCGUGCGCUGCUGUUCGCCACUAUGCGACUAUUUCAGUCGGCCAGAUUGACGAUGCUAUCGCCAGCUACGCACUGGCCCCAACGUGUAUCCAUGCUCUCCUGAAGCGGAAUAUUGAGUUGUCCAGGAAGAACCUAGCUAUUUUGGAGAAGUUCAUCGACUCCCAUCGGUGGGCAUGCGAAUGGGUCCGACCACGCGCAGGAACGACUGCCUUUGUUCGCUUUACUAAGAUGGGAAAGCCCGUGGACGAUGUCGCAUUUUGUCGGACUCUGAUAGAGCGGACGGGCGUCAUGUUCGUACCGGGAAGCUCCUGUUUUGGAAGCGGAGGAGAUUUCAAGGGCUAUGUCCGGAUUGGAUUUGCCUGCGAGACGGAAGUCUUGGAGAAGGGGCUGGAGGCAUUGAAGGCAUUCAUGGAGGACGGGUAUGAAGAGGUGCCAAUCGUCAAGAAGAAAUAA